AUGUCGCUCCAGAACUUGUCCAAGUCAGCGGUGCGCGUAGGCAAGAACUAUAUUAAAGGAUACACCGACACACAAAUCAAAGUGCGUGAGGCCACGUCGAAUGAUCCAUGGGGUCCGAGCGGCACACAAAUGAAUGAGCUUGCACAGCUCAGCCACAACCAUACCGACUUUAUCGAAAUGAUGGAAAUCCUCGACAAGCGGCUGAACGACAAAGGUAAGAACUGGCGGCAUGUGUUCAAGGCCCUGUCUGUGCUUGAAUAUCUUUUGCAUGCGGGAAGUGAAAACGUGUGGAUGUACUUCCACGACAAUAUCUACAUUGUCAAGACCCUGAAAGAGUUCCAGUACAUUGACGAUUCUGGUGUGGACCAAGGAUUGAAUGUGCGGCAGAAGGCGAAAGAAAUUACGCUUAUGUUGAUGGACGAGGCACGCAUGCGUGGCAAAAGACCGAAACAGAGCCGGACUCGCACGGAUCCAAACGACUUUUCCGACGAGGAAGGUCGCCGUCGUCGGGCCGCGGACCGUGACCGCAUGUCAAAGGAAGACCGAGAACUUCAGCGAGCUUUGGAUGAGUCUCGGCGCAUGGCCGAAGAGGACGAGCGGAAGAAACGCGCGCAGACGCAGAACGACAAUGACUUCGACCGCGCGCUUCGUCUUUCGCGCGAAGAAGAAGAGGCACGCGCGAAGAAAGACAAUCUCAUCAAUCUCGACGGCGACGAGCAGACCAGUUUGCAGCCUCAAAUGACGUCUUUCAAUCCCUACCUACAGUUCCAGCCGACUGGAUUCAAUCCAUUUUUUGGCGCGCAGAUGCAGCAGCAGGAAAUGCUUCAGCAGCAAUAUAUGCAGCAGCAAGAGUACCAACGACAACUUGCACUGCAAAAUGCAGCACAGCAGUACCAGUAUUUGAUGACCCAGCAACAACAGCAACCACUCAUGCCCCAGCAAACAUCGUUCGGCUCGAAUAACCCGUGGCUGAGCGAUCCGGCGCCUGCCCCGGCGCCCACACAACCGCUUGCUGCGCACGAUUCAGGCAGCGAGCAAACAGAUACCCUCAUCAACCUCGAUGGUCCCGAGCCUGCAGAGACUGUGAAGCCCAAGUCGAGUGCACCGCCGCGCGUAAAGACGAGCAACGCAUUUCCAGAGCUGGACAAGCUCCUUGCUUCCGGCGACGGUGUUGAUACGUUUGGCAACACGGGCGAUAUGCGUAUGGGCCACGCACACACGUUGAUGUGGGGCAAGCAGAUGGAGAAGCAGCAAACGGGCGCCGCGGCGUUGGGUGAGUCGGCCUUUGGUGGCGCGCAAGCAUCCAACCCAUUCUCCUAG
Malassezia vespertilionis is the source of this 1320-nucleotide messenger RNA. RefSeq lists its product as uncharacterized. The transcript has a single exon. The record is from RefSeq and is a predicted model, not a curated record. Lineage: Eukaryota; Fungi; Basidiomycota; Malasseziomycetes; Malasseziales; Malasseziaceae. Gene Ontology annotation, biological process: endocytosis; actin filament organization. Bases 1 to 1320 code for a protein of 439 amino acids. Gene Ontology annotation, cellular component: plasma membrane; endosome; clathrin vesicle coat. Gene Ontology annotation, molecular function: clathrin binding; phospholipid binding.